AUGAUUUGUUUACAUCAAAAUGAUAAUGCAGGUGUUAUCAUUCUCUUACGUAUGGCAAAGCUCAAUACCAGUAUUGUUGAUAUGGAUUUGAAUGUUGAGUCUUCCAUUAGUACUACACAACUUAACACCGAUACAUUUGUGGCCAAGGCAGAGGAUUACUACCUCCGUUCUCCAAUCAAGAACAUUGAUGAUAUUCCAGAUUACAAUGAGGUAUUGAAGAAUUGA
Lactuca virosa is the source of this 225-nucleotide messenger RNA. Lineage: Eukaryota; Viridiplantae; Streptophyta; Magnoliopsida; Asterales; Asteraceae. The record is from the annotation of a GenBank genome assembly.